UUUAAACCAGUUCUGUCUUUUAGCUGCUGUCUGGAACCUCUGCCACCAUGGACAAAUCUAUCUGCACAUUAUUACUGCUGUUAUCCCUGCUAUCUACUCACACACUGAGUGUGUACGGUGAGGGUUUUCCACUGUCGCCUAUCGAACUUGCUCCCAUCCCCUGUAAUGACAAAGCAGUGGAGAAGCUGUCUCGUAUGGCGGUCACUUACAUCAAUGAGGAUCGCACCGAUGGCUACAAGUUUGCCCUCAACCGCAUUGCAAAUGUCCACCUGCAUGCUCAGGGCCCAGCAGGCAAUGUGUAUUACCUGGACCUGGAUGUCCUGGAGACCAAGUGUCACAUAGGCAGCCCAAAACCAUGGAAACGCUGUGACGUCAGACCAUUCAUGGAAACACAAAUCUCUGGCAUCUGUAACACCACCAUGCUCCACACAACAGAGGGAUACUCCUACCUGUACAGCUACGACUGCACUCUUGUCCCAGAUCCCCCAGGGAAGCUCCAGCAGACUUGUCCAACCUGCCCCACCCUGCUCCCAGUGGGGAGCCCACAGGCUGUGACUGCUGCUCAGGUCACUCUGGCGUUCUAUAAGAGACAGUCACCAGUGGGUGCAGGGCUCGGAGUGAAGAAGAUCACCAGAGCUGCAGCGCAGGUUGCACCUGUGAAAGCCAGCUUUGUGGAGUACAUAGUCCAAGAGUGUCCAGAGGGAGUGACAGAAAGAGGCACCUGCCAGCGGUUGACACUCGAGUCUGACACAGAGACUGCAGGGUUUUGUGCAGGAUCUGUGCACGGAGACUUGAAAGUCAAUCCUGAUGUCCAGGUGUCCUGUGAGAUGUUCAAAAAGCAGAAUGUGGACAUCCUCAGACCGGUGCGGCCUCAGGGUCACGACUUCCCUCAGGACCCUGCGAUCCCAACCUUCCCGACUCUGAUCGACGACCCAGGGAAUGAUCCUCUGCCUGUUCCCUCUCACCCUACAUCGCCCCCUGCUGUUCAACCAGAGCUGUUUGACCCCACGCCCAUUCUUCCUGUGCCCUUUGACCCUGUGCCCUUUGACCCCCCUGUUGUGGUUAACCCCUCUAACCCCCUCACCUCAUCUUCCAGUGAGUCGGAUGAACAUCUAGUAAACCAGCAACAGCGGCCUCCAGGUGCUGAUCCUUUUGCUUCAUCCUCUGAAGAGAUCGGAGGCCCUGUAGCACUGCGACCCCCCUUUAACUUCCGCUACCAGAGGCGUGACCGCAAGAAACGGCAGGCCUUGAUGGAGACUUCACCGUCUCACAACCCCACCUUCCUGUCUGAUUUCCCCAGUGGGCCCUCUCCUUUCCGCUCCUGUCCUGGUCCGGCUCGAUACACCACAGUUUAACUAGUGCUGCCAGUGAGGGGGUGGACCGUUAAACGCUGCCUGUCACUGGAGGCUUGUAAUAAUUUGUGCUAAUGAGAGGAAUACUAUCUCUCUUCAUUGGUCCUGAAAUUACUUCUCUGCUGCUGCUGUAAUAGUGCUCUCAAAGCAGCCAAAGGCUUA
Anarrhichthys ocellatus (wolf-eel) is the source of this 1514-nucleotide messenger RNA. Its product is annotated as fetuin-B. Gene Ontology annotation, biological process: negative regulation of endopeptidase activity. The record is from RefSeq and is a predicted model, not a curated record. Gene Ontology annotation, molecular function: cysteine-type endopeptidase inhibitor activity. Gene Ontology annotation, cellular component: extracellular region. The transcript is spliced from 7 exons. Lineage: Eukaryota; Metazoa; Chordata; Actinopteri; Perciformes; Anarhichadidae. Bases 48 to 1355 code for a protein of 435 amino acids.